CCUCAUAAUAUGAGACAUUGUUGAGUACGUUGAUUUCGUUUACGUUCGUUACAUCAAAAAUUGUGUGUUCGGCACCGUUGUGAUUAGAUUUUUGCUAUCCGCGCGUCUUAGUAUUAUUUUUUGUCGUGAAAGUUUUAUAGAAUAAUUUAAUAUGCCUCUACCAGCUGCUCUUGCCGCAAGGCUGGCAAAAAGGGGGAUUGUGAAACCAUCAGAUAUAGAAGCGCGUGAAAAUGAGAGGAAGGAAGAAGAAGAAGUUAUUGCCGAAGACUAUGAUGAAAGAGAAAGACUUGGAGAUGAUGACGAUCCCAUGAACAUCGCGAAUCUGGAGAAAAAGUUUCAGGGUCACCCUGGAUGUCCUAACAAGUACAAUAUUUAUCAUGACUGCUCUAAGGCAUGUGUCGAUUUAUGGGGAGCAGGGAAACUAGAGGCUGAUGCUCGAUAUCUGCGAAAGAAAAAUAGAAUGCUUAAGAAAUAUCCACUGCCUGAAACUUGGAAAGAAGUCUAUGAUCCUGGACUGGGACGUCAUUAUUACUGGGGCACAGAUGCAGAUGUUGUAUCAUGGUUACCCCCAACUCACCCUAAGGCAUCAGUAUCCAUGUGUGCUGCCCAUCUUAGAGAGGAACGGCAUAUGGCCGAAGGUGAUCAAGAUGAUGACGAAGAAGAGGAAGAGGAGGAAGAGGAGGAAAAAGAUGACCCGCAAGAGGAAAUAGAGAAUGAUAAAGAACAAGAAGAAGCAAUUGCAGAACGUAAAAGAAGACAAAGGGAAGAGAGAGAGAGACUGAGGUCUCGAGGCCGUCAAAAAGUUCGUGAUAAUGAUUUAGAUCCUAUGGAUCCAGCAUCCUAUUCAGAUAUCCCAAGAGGCACAUGGUCUACAGGUUUACCUACUCAAAGUGAAGCAAAAACUGGGGUAGAUGUAACAGCUGCAGGACCAUUGUAUCAAAUGCGACCGUACCCUAGUCCAGGCGCAAUUCUUCGAGCUAAUAAAAAGCCGCCUCCCAAAAGUGACAAGGUUGUUUCUAAACCUGAAUUACCCUAAGUUAAAUUCAGCUGUUUUGUAAAUCUUUGUAAUUUAACUGUAAAACAAUUGUGCAGAAGCAUUGCAUCUAUUGUCUCAAACAAGUAAGGGAAGGAGCAUUAAAAGUCUAAUUAAAUUUUCA
This is a messenger RNA of Frankliniella occidentalis (western flower thrips), 1157 nucleotides long. RefSeq names its product polyglutamine-binding protein 1 (gene PQBP1). The record is from RefSeq and is a predicted model, not a curated record. Gene Ontology annotation, biological process: alternative mRNA splicing, via spliceosome. Bases 152 to 1036 code for a protein of 294 amino acids. Gene Ontology annotation, cellular component: cytoplasm; nuclear body. The transcript is spliced from 6 exons. Lineage: Eukaryota; Metazoa; Arthropoda; Insecta; Thysanoptera; Thripidae. Gene Ontology annotation, molecular function: ribonucleoprotein complex binding; protein binding.